ACUUUCCCUUUUUUUCAACUUUCCAAAUGUUUGUUCGUCUGAUUAAUAAUUGUAUCAUAGAUAUUAUGGUAUUUUUUCGAAAGCAAUCUAACGUGCCGCACUGGAACACAUGCUACACAACGCAUAUGCUCGUUCACCAAUAUAUGCAUAACUAACUUAACAUAUUUGUUGUUUGAUAUUCAUGUAUUUUCGAAAAACUACACCAACACAAUGAAACGGAAUAAAAUUAUCAUUUAAAGUGACGGAAGGAAACCGUUUGCAGGUAAUAGAAAGAAUACAACGGUGAAUGUUGUGGUUGUUGAUUGUUCCUCGAGCUCGGGAGAGUGCGGAACAAUACAUUGUUCGUUGGAUUUUUUUUUUUUGCAUGUUUCAUACUAAACAAAGUGUCACUCUCGUGCAAAUGCACAGUUUCGUGUACAAGAUUGUCAUAGAUCGUAAUUAAAACGUGGCAAGAGAACGAGUAUUAGUUGAAGGGCGUAAUUGUACAUGUUCCGCAAAAGAUUUGGCAAAAAUAUUAUCCAGAAUAUAGAGUAAAAAGGACGUACAACAACAAUAACAAGAAACACAAGCAGCAGCUAAAAAUGUUCGGUACCGACUACCAACGAUACAAGCAAAAAUUGGAGCGUCUUCAAAGCAAAGUGAAAAAGAGCGAAAAUGCACGGAAGGAUCUGGAAAUUAAAUUUCAAAGAUUGAUGAAGGAACGCAACGAUUGCGAGAAGUCGGCAUCUAUUCAUAAAUCAAAGUACGAUACAUUGCUGCAGCAUGAGCGUAAACGAUUGAAUCGUAACGAAGAACUAUUGCAAAUGUUGGAGGAGGUUCAGACCAAAGCGGCCGCUAUGGCAUCAAACACGGAAAAGUUGAAAAGGUUGAAGACGCAACAAGAGCGAAUAGUCAUAAAUAAUUGGAGACGAAGCGCGUAUUAUCAUCAACAACUUAUGUAUCCGAAUGUAUUAUUUUCGAAUGCAGCACAUUGUUUACCAGCUCCGGCUUCAUAUGAAUAUCAUAAUCGUGUUAUCAAUUGUACUGGUGCUGGUGCUAGUGCUGGUGCUGUUGGUGACAACUCACGACCAUUGAUAUUCGAACGACCCGCACAUUUGGACGAAGUUCAAGAGCCAGUUUAUCAAAAGUCUAAUGAUGAUAAAUCAAUGGGCAAUACAUCAACAACUGUACAACAGCAUGUAACGACGCAGCCAAUGCCAACAACAGCCAUUGUACGAGAAAUUCCAUGUCCAUCAUUACCUUUAAUGCCAAUUUACAACAAUGAUACAGAUGCACCGCUAUUCAACGAACUGUUCCAUUUACAGAGAAGUCAGCUACCUCUUCGAACACUCGAAACUCAACCAUUCAUCCAAAAAAUAAUGACACCCACUCAAACCAUAUUCGAUAACAAACCGACAAUCCAUUUCAAAGAGUUGCCAAGUAAUAAUCAAACAAGAAACGAGCAUAUCGGCUAUUAUUCGAACCGAUGGGGAAGCGAUUUCACCAAUUCACAUUUGCUAACCAAUACGUUGAGCGAUGGAUUAAAUCAUAAUAAAUAUUUCGAUUCCAUUCCAUCAAGCGGGAAUUAUGUGCCCGUAAUGAUGGCACAACACAAAACAUCGCUUGAUAUUCCGCUAACUAAAUUAGCGGAUGACUCGCAGCGUUCGCAGCCCAACAUAAGCGCCCGAAGUCAGCCGUAUUCUUCUAUUGGAUAUGUAAAUCAACCGCCACCACAGCAACAGCAGCAGCUUCAGCAGCAACAGCAAGAUAUGCAGUAUUUCAGCCUUAAACCCCAAUUUUCAUUUAUUGAAGAAUCAACUAGUCAAAAAGCAGUUGAACCAACUGGUGUUUCCAAUUUGACCUCACACCAAAAACACCAAGUGAUCCAGCCGAUGCCGACAUUUACUUCGUACAGCCAACAAUUGCGAAACAAAGCGGUUGAACCACCGCUUUAUGAUGCGAAAAACAUACAUAUGGAUGAAAUCAAGCCAAGACAAAGUAUAGAAAAUAAUUAUGAAGGAAGUAAUAAUACGACACCCUGGAAUAAAGAUGUGGGUAAGGAUGAAUAUUUGCAUGAAAGAGAGCUUGACGAUUAUAAUAUCUUGCCACGCGUUGAAUCGGCUGAUUCGAGACAAUCUGUCAAAAGUCCUUCUCUAACAGAUGUUGAUGAUAUUUCAUCUUUGGCACGAUCACCGCCAAAGGAUAUGCAUAAUUUUUCAUUCAACGAUGACAUUCAACAUAUUACGCAGUCCGUCAAAUCUUCAAUUCCAAAUGACGAAAUGCCGGAGGAAGCCCGAUAUCAAUACGAAGGUAUUGCGGAUAAUGCGUACUAUAACAAAUCUCCAACCACUUCCAUGCAGCAGGUGACAGGUACACAAGAGACCCGAAAACACUUUUUCUUGCCAAGUGACAGCCAGGAAAAGCCCACAAAAUUUGGAGAUAAACGUCGGUCUAGCUUUGACUCUGGUUCAUUGACAAAAUCGGCGGACGAUGAUAGCGAAUUGCGGAAAAAAUCGAUUGCGGCGAAUGUACGUCGUCGGUACAGUGUCGCUGCCAAUUUGCUCGAUUUACAAAAGAAUGUUACAAACAUUGAGCCGUUUCAACUGCAAUCUUUGUCAGCUAUAAAUUAUCGGGGAAAUGGCAACACUUUUGGUAACAGCCGAAAUAGUUUCGACAACCAAUCGUCCAACGCGCCUCGAUCCGAUAUUUUUAGCACAUUUACUGGUGGCCAGGAAAACAAACGAAACUCAAUAGAUCCUGAGGCAGCGGUUAAAAUAGAGGACAUUGUUGAGAGUGCAGGAGUGGUCGACUAUACCGAUCAACAAAUAUCAUCAGUAAGUGUGGUGAAUUCUCAACAGCCUGUUGAGGCAAUGCAUGACAAUGAGUAUGGUCGUGAUUUGAAUCAAAGCGAUAUCAGUUCGUAUUAUGUGACCGACAACAAUGCACCAUAUUCCACGUACGAAACGAAUGACCAAGCUUACGUAGAAACGGCAAUGGAAAAUCUUCAUUUGGACAGUAGUGCGAUGGAACAGCAAAAACAACUAACCAACGAAGUACAAUUGAAACAAUUCGGUGAUGAAGCCGAUAAAAUUCGAGUAUCGUCCACACAUAGCAGCAAAACCGUUACUUGGGCUGAUGAUCCUCAUAACAAUUAUAAGAAAGAAGAAGAAGAAGAAGCAGAUAAGGCUCAAUUCUAUGAAAUUCAAAACACUGCACAUGAAGCACCCACUGAAGCGUAUUAUGCGGGCCAUCCGGAAGAAUCUCAGCAAUUCCAAAGCGAGUAUUCACCACAAGUGAAUACUCAGCAUAACGUCGAACCAAAUGGAGUUCACUAUCAAUACGACGACAACAACCAAUACCAAGCACAAACGGAUAUUGCAGCCAACCAAAAUGUGUACAACAACGAAGAGUAUUAUUAUCCCGACGAUCACCUGAUUCAAUACGAACAAUAUGAAUCACAACAGCAGCAGCAGCAACAACAACAACCACAACAGGAUCCACAGCGAAUACAAUACUAUGCAAAUGAUAUGAUUGGAAACGAUGGAAGUUCAAUGAGCCGCUUACCUUCAUCUGAUGGUUAUCAACAAUACGAAACGCAAUCAGCAUUGCAAGCGCAACUAAAACACGAUGAUUACUAUACGGUAUCGCCAGGCGAAAAUUAUUACAGUGACUAUGGAACUGUGGAUCAAAAUCAAACCUAUUCAACCAAUGCUACCUUCGAUAAUUCACAUGAAUUGCCCACUUCAAGCUUAGUUGCUGUGGACCAACAUGGUCGACAGCAGCAGCAGCCGCAGCAGCAGCCGCAGCAGCAGCAACAACAACCGCAGCAAAGACAGUCGCAACAAUCACAACAGAAAAUCGAAUAUACGACAAAUGCUGAACCAGCAUCCGAUAUCCGCAUUCCAAACUAUUUGCAAAGUGACACAGAUGACAGUCAAACUGGCUACGCAAAUAAUCCAAGCAAUAAAAUUCAACAAGACAGUGAUUUUGAUUUCUCCACAAAUUCAGAAACGAAUUAAAGAAUUUAUAUUCACAAUUUUAAUGGCCCCAGAAUAUGUGACCAUAUUUUCCAACCACAGAAUAAAAUCAAAAUGUAUCCAAAUUGAAAAUCGUAUUAGAACCUGUUUAGUAUUUUCAAUAAAAAAAUGUUAAAGAUCUCGUAGAAAAACAGUAUAAGUUUGAAUAAGCUUAUGCUGUCAAUUUGGGAAAAUAUGAAAUCUCUCAAAAUGACAUCAAUAUUUUUUUGAGUCGUCAGCAAUAUUCUGUGUACCAAUCACCGUUUCUUUUUUUUUCAUGAUCGCAUCUGACUUCUAACAGGUUGAACGAUGAAAAUUCAUUGCGAAAGAACAUUGUGACUUAUGUUAACGUUCCAUAAUCCAACAUAUCUAUAUCAACUGUAAUAUUUAUUUCUCGCCUCUAAAUAAAUGACUCGUUGGUCUACUGAUGUCAGUUUUAUUCCUUA
Molecule: messenger RNA, 4441 nt
Organism: Sitodiplosis mosellana (orange wheat blossom midge)
Lineage: Eukaryota; Metazoa; Arthropoda; Insecta; Diptera; Cecidomyiidae
Exons: 7
Coding region: 582-3998 (1138 amino acids)
Source: RefSeq, a predicted model, not a curated record